CAAAAGGGCCCGGGCCAGCGCUGCCAGUGGUGCUCGGAUUGGCUGAGGAGGAAGAGGAGAACCCAGAAAGAAGCACCAAUCAAAACACUAGGCAGCUAAGUUCGGCUGGGAACGCGGCGGGGGGAGAACUAGGGGAGGAGUAUUAAAAGACUGGCGUGUGUUGAUGUUUGGGUCUCAGUUCCGUGACUGUUACAAGGUGCUGAGCAAUCGUGGUUAAUGUCGUUGGACGUACUGUUAAAGUACCUGCUUCACUAUUUAAGGCUAAAAUCAUGGGAUGAUUUGUCUUAAAAUACUUGACCAAAAAAUGAAGAAUAGGAAAUAAAAGAAGGAAAAGUGUUGCCAAAAAUGAAAUAGGGACGAUAGGAGUUCAUUGCUUUUUUUUUAGUCUCUAUUGUUUGGUAAUUUUUCCCUUUAGGCUAGGAGUGUAGAACGCUUGCCUAGCGUGCGCAAGGACCUGGGUUCGAUGUCCAGCAUGGAAAAGAAAACAACCUGAAUAAGUUAAAGUGGACGUGACCCCGGAACUCUGCGGUACUCUGCAACAAUGGUGCUGCAUUUCCAUCCGGUCUCUAAACUUCAGCCACAGACCUAACAGCUCUUCUCACUCGCUGACGUAAACCGCGUCGUAAAAAGCCGCAAAGCGCAGAUCCGCCUGACCAACGUGGCGGUGGUUCGCAUGAAGCGCGCAGGCAAGCGCUUCGAGAUCGCCUGCUACAAGAACAAGGUGGUGGGCUGGCGCAGCGGCGUGGAGAAAGACCUGGACGAGGUCCUGCAGACGCACUCCGUGUUCGUGAACGUCUCCAAAGGCCAGGUCGCUAAGAAGGAAGACCUCAUCAGUGCCUUCGGCACCGACGAUCAAACGGAAAUCUGCAAGCAGAUUUUGACUAAAGGAGAGGUUCAGGUAUCUGAUAAAGAAAGGCACACACAGCUGGAGCAGAUGUUUAGGGACAUUGCAACCAUCGUGGCAGACAAGUGUGUCAACCCGGAAACAAAGAGACCUUACACUGUUAUCCUUAUUGAGAGAGCCAUGAAGGACAUCCACUAUUCAGUCAAGCCCAAUAAGAGUACAAAACAGCAGGCUUUAGAAGUGAUAAAGCAGCUGAAGGAAAAGAUGAAGAUUGAACGUGCUCACAUGAGGCUCCGGUUCAUUCUUCCAGUGAAUGAAGGGAAGAAGCUCAAGGACAAGCUUAAGCCGUUGAUCAAGGUUAUAGAAAGCGAAGACUAUAGCCAGCAGCUAGAAAUUGUGUGUCUGAUUGACCCAGGCUGCUUCCGGGAAAUUGAUGAGCUAAUAAAAAAGGAAACAAAGGGCAAAGGUUCUUUGGAAGUUCUCAAUUUGAAAGACGUGGAAGAAGGAGAUGAGAAGUUUGAAUGACAUUCCUCAGUCUCUUCAGCUAUAAAACACUAAAAGGAGAUGUUUCUGUUUCUGGUAGCACUGUUCAAUUUCUGUGAUUUGCCAAAAAAAGUGAUCAAUUUGACAUUUCUGUCUUGUGUUCAUGUGUGCAUAAAAAGACUUCCUACAUGAGGAUAAUGUGGGAAUGACUUUGUUUUAAUUUUAAACAGGUGUUCUAAACACAAAUGAAAACUCAAAAGUACCAAGUCCAGAGGGUCAUUUUGCUGCUGUCUCAGGCCUUUAUGGCACUCCAAAAUGAAAGCUUCCUGAGACAACUCUUGUGGCUAAAAGGUUAAGUUUUGUAUAUUAUAUAAGUAAGAUUAUUGGGAAAUAUGUCUGUAUGUUAAAAAGGAGUAUUUACUGGAAAAGAAAACGUGUAAUACAGCCUGUAGGGGUAAGUAUCGUGUCAGUCAAGCUUGGAUGACGACGUCCUGAUUAUCUGAAAUGGGCAUGUGGUGGCUGUAGGACUGAAUGAUGGUCAUUGAAUAUGCUGCCAAAACUCAGAUUGUCCUUGGUAAACUAUAAAGUCAUUCGUUUCUAAUUCUUAAAGCUAUAUAAUAUAUAUUAAUACAGCUAAAAUUAUAUGUGAUCAAUAAACUACUACUAUUUUUAUUAAACUGGCUUGUGUUUGUAGACAGCUUGCUAACUCCUUUUCUCCACCUACAGUAGGGUUGGAAGUUGUCAGGAGAAUUAAAUAAGCUGGUGUUAAUGAACAUGCCUAUCUGAAAAACACCAAAUAAAUCUUAAUUUGGGAGAUGUAA
Molecule: messenger RNA, 2148 nt
Organism: Marmota flaviventris (yellow-bellied marmot)
Lineage: Eukaryota; Metazoa; Chordata; Mammalia; Rodentia; Sciuridae
Source: RefSeq, a predicted model, not a curated record